AUGACUCAAAAGUAUGCCUGUGACGUGCGGGUGAUUCGACUUCUGCGGGAGAGGGGCCUGGGCAACAGUCCCACGCGGGUGUUGAAACAGCUGAGGGAGAACCACACAGAGGAGUGGCUGCAACGGGUGUCACGGUACACCACAGAGUGUAAGGGCUUCCUCCAGGGCCCUGCACUGCUGCCGGUGACGUUCCCUGAGCCUCCACAGCUUGACGUUGUGCCCAGUUGCAAGUGGCUCCUGUCUGUCUACAGCCAGGACAUUUUGGCAAGGCUGGAGGACAUCAAGGCCCACAUAACUUCAACAUAUGGCUCCAUUCUUAAGAUGGACUCCACAAAAAAGAUCACAAAGAAGCUUGCUGGGACAGCAAAGAGAACGGCUCUCUGGCUCACCUCCGUGGGAAACGAGCAUGGCCAGAUUUUAAUCAGUGUCCUGACUGCUCAGGAGGGAGCUGGUUUAGACAGGAUGGCAAGUGACCUGGUGAAGAGGUACGAGAAGGCCAGUGUGAAUCUCCCCGUUGCCCUGUAUGUGGACUGCGGAUGCUGUGCUGUGGCAGCAGAGACCACUAAGCUGCAGGCCAGAUUCAGUGGGUGGCCACAGCUUCUGGUAAGGCUGGAUAUUUGGCACUUCAUGCGGCGGCUUGCCCUCGGAUGCACCACCGAUGUCCAUCAGCUGUACCCACUUUAUAUGUCACGCAUGUCAGCGUGCAUUUUUGAAUGGGAUGCAGCCGAUUUAGCACUGCUGCAUGAAGCCAAGGCCCAGCAACUUCAGGCCCAGGGACUGUCUUCCGCAGAUAUGGACAGACAUCUGACCAGGGAGGAGUUGGCUCUCCACUGCUGA
Girardinichthys multiradiatus is the source of this 837-nucleotide messenger RNA. RefSeq lists its product as uncharacterized. The transcript is spliced from 3 exons. Lineage: Eukaryota; Metazoa; Chordata; Actinopteri; Cyprinodontiformes; Goodeidae. The record is from RefSeq and is a predicted model, not a curated record. The coding region runs from base 1 to 837 and encodes 278 amino acids.